AUGGUUGACGAAUGCUGGCGAUUAAACCUAAAAGAGAUCCACGAUGUGCUCAUCACCAUCGCCAAAGAAGCGGGCAGCAUAAUCACCGGCGCAAAGCCCCUCACCGAUGGAGUCGGAUCUAAGAAGAACUCUGUCGAUCUCGUAACCGAAACGGACAAAGCGGUGGAGAAGAUGGUCUCGCACACACUAUGCGCCAAAUACCCAACAUUCAAGUUCCUGGGCGAGGAGACCUACGAACCCGGCAUGCACCUGACGCACCACCCGACCUUCAUCUGCGACCCCAUCGACGGCACCACCAAUUUCGUGCACCAGUACCCCUACGUCUCCAUCUCGCUGGGUUUCGCGUGCAACAAGGAGCCCGUGGUCGGAGUCGUCUAUAACCCGUUCACGGGGCAGCUGUACACCGGUGUGAAAGGUGAAGGGUCAUAUCUGACCAACACCACAAGCGGGGAAAGGCAGAGGUUACCUCUCAAGACACCCCUGGAGCCGCUUGGACGCUUGAGCGAUACGCUGGUGGCGAUCGAAUGGGGAAGUGAUCGCGAAGGGCCAAACUACGAGAACAAGGUCCAGACGUUUGGGAAUUUGGGCAGAUCCAAGGAGCAUGGAGGCGCCAUGGUCCAUUCUUUGCGCAGUUUCGGUAGCGCGGCGUUGAAUCUCUGCGGUGUGGCGUCUGGCUCACUGGAUCUCUACUGGGAGGGUGGGGCUUGGGCGUGGGAUUUCUGUGCUGGUUGGGUGAUCUUGAAGGAGGCCGGCGGCAUGAUCGUGGAUGCCAAUCCGGGCAGGUGGGAGAUUCCGGUAGAUCACCGUAUGGUGCUUGCGGUGAGGCCGUCACCAGACGGACAGGGUCAGAGAGAGGUGGUGGAGGAGUUUUGGUCGUUUGUUGUUGGCAAGAUGGACUACGUUCACUGA
This is a messenger RNA of Endocarpon pusillum Z07020, 909 nucleotides long. RefSeq lists its product as uncharacterized. The record is from RefSeq and is a predicted model, not a curated record. Gene Ontology annotation, biological process: signal transduction; inositol metabolic process; phosphatidylinositol phosphate biosynthetic process. Gene Ontology annotation, molecular function: inositol monophosphate 1-phosphatase activity. Lineage: Eukaryota; Fungi; Ascomycota; Eurotiomycetes; Verrucariales; Verrucariaceae. The transcript is spliced from 2 exons. Bases 1 to 909 code for a protein of 302 amino acids.